GGCAGCGGCACCCGCGAGCCGUCACCGGGCGGGGCCAUCGCAACCGCGCGCAAAGAGGCCGAGCGGGAGCCCGGACCGCGCGGGACCAGGAACUUUGUGCUCUGCUGAGUCUGGUGUACCCAGGGCUCCUGUUCUCAGUUGGAUAGACCCCUAGUACAGAGACCUCUUUCUUCUACCUAUGGGAAGAAGCAUCUGAAUGCUUAUAAGCACAGCAGGACCCCAAGACCUGACUGGAAGAUACCACCUCUCCUCGCCUCUGCCCUUCCCACAGACUGUUCUGCGAUGACCACAGCAAGGUACCGGCCCACCUGGGACCUGGCCCUCGACCCACUGGUGUCCUGCAAGCUGUGCCUCGGGGAAUACCCAGCGGAGCAGAUGACAACCAUCGCGCAGUGCCAGUGUAUCUUCUGUACCCUGUGCCUGAAACAGUAUGUUGAGCUCUUGAUCAAAGAAGGGCUAGAAACUGCAAUUAGCUGUCCGGAUGCUGCCUGUCCUAAACAGGGCCACCUUCAGGAGAAUGAAAUUGAGUGUAUGGUUGCAGCUGAAAUUAUGCAGAGAUAUAAAAAGCUACAGUUUGAAAGAGAGGUGCUCUUUGACCCUUGUCGGACGUGGUGCCCAGCAUCCACCUGCCAGGCCGUGUGCCAACUCCAGGACAUAGGACUGCAGACCCCGCAGCUGGUGCAGUGCAAAGCCUGCGACAUGGAAUUCUGCUCCGCUUGCAAAGCCCGCUGGCACCCUGGCCAAGGCUGCCCAGAGACCAUGCCCAUCACAUUCCUUCCUGGGGAGACCAGCUCUGCUUUCAAGAUGGAAGAGGGAGACGCACCCAUCAAACGCUGCCCCAAGUGCAGGGUGUACAUCGAGCGGGAUGAGGGCUGUGCACAGAUGAUGUGUAAGAACUGCAAGCAUGCCUUCUGCUGGUACUGCCUGGAGUCUCUGGAUGAUGACUUCCUUCUGAUACAUUAUGACAAGGGGCCCUGCCGCAACAAGCUGGGCCACUCCCGAGCGUCAGUGAUCUGGCAUCGGACACAGGUGGUGGGAAUUUUUGCUGGAUUUGGUCUCCUGCUCUUAGUGGCCUCCCCUUUCUUGCUCCUGGCCACACCCUUUGUACUUUGCUGCAAAUGCAAGUGCAGUAAAGGUGACGAUGACCCAUUGCCCACCUAGAGAACGGCAUGAUGCUGGAACAGACCCCUUCCUCGGGACAUGUGGCUCCCCUAUCCCCUCACAUCCCUCUCACUAAACAUGUUUUUUGCCUUAUGUGCCCCUUCGAGCUUCAGUGUCCGGCUUGCUGCAGAGAUUUCAGGGAUGACACCAGCAAGUGGGCAGAGGCCCAGGUGUGGUCUUCUGGGUGCUGCUGAGGCAAGGGAGGCAGAAGUGGGUGGGGGACAUCCCACAGAGUCAUUCUGUCUGCAGACCUGGCUGGAGGUGGCAUCAACUGCAUAUCAGGCAGUUUCCUCCAUAGACUGGAAAUGUCCAGUGGGAGUUUACGAGACCCACUUGGAUAAAGGGACACCUUGGCUUCGAGAUGGCACUGUGUUGUCAGUAGAAGUUUUCAAGGACUAGGACUCUCUUCGCCAGCACCUGAAUAUCUGACUUGAGAAAACCACCCUGUUUGUGACAACUGUUUUUAUUCCUAGAGGCAUUUAGUAAAAUCCUUUUUAGAAGGCUUUUUCCCCCCUGUCAACUGAGUAGUGAAAAAUCAAUAAGGUGCGUAUAAACCAUCCUAUGCCUUUUUUCCAAAAUGUGCAUUUUAUGAAGUUAUAGAUAAAUCUAUUCUGGCCUGACCAUUUUUUUUCAGGAGCUACAGAAAGCCUUAUGCACACUCUGUGUUUUUCUUGGAACCUGCUGUAAUCAGUAUUUGAAUGCUGUGAGCUGUGUACUGUUACUCACAUGGGCCCCGAAUCACUGCAUUUCUUUGAAAACACUGCGACAUUUGAAGGGUCAUCCCUAGCCUUCCACCAUUGCCCUCUGCCCCAGUUCAGAUGACAGGGCGCACCCUUCGUCCACUUCCCCCCAGGUGGCGCCAGAUGCCUUUGAGUAUCUUUAAACCAGAUGUUUUCCUCGGAAAUAAUUUUACUCCGAGUGACUCUGUUUUGAUUUCUUUCCCCAUGUUUUAGGUCGGCAGCAAGGAGACAGUGUCUUCCAUCCCUGGGGAACUCUUGGAGGCUGGGUUGAGUCUAGUCAUUGUUCAAAUGCUUUAAGUAAUUUGAAAAAUCAUGUGACUCACAUAGUCUGAACCCUGUGGUUAACCAGUUUGUUCUUGUUAGGGGAAAAAAAAAUAAGUGAAAAAAUGGAAA
Grammomys surdaster is the source of this 2294-nucleotide messenger RNA. RefSeq names its product ring finger protein 144A (gene Rnf144a). The record is from RefSeq and is a predicted model, not a curated record. The transcript is spliced from 9 exons. Gene Ontology annotation, biological process: protein polyubiquitination; positive regulation of proteasomal ubiquitin-dependent protein catabolic process; ubiquitin-dependent protein catabolic process. NCBI's taxonomy places the organism in Eukaryota, Metazoa, Chordata, Mammalia, Rodentia, Muridae. Gene Ontology annotation, cellular component: cytoplasm; Golgi apparatus; ubiquitin ligase complex. Gene Ontology annotation, molecular function: ubiquitin conjugating enzyme binding; ubiquitin protein ligase activity; zinc ion binding. Bases 283 to 1161 code for a protein of 292 amino acids.